UUAUUUUUUACAGUUGAAGCCCAAAGACAAAUACACAAUACAAAAAUGUAUACAACAUAUACGACACCCGACCGUCAUGGUUACAGUGUAAAGUUUUCAACAUUUGAAACAGAUCGCCUACUGCUGGCCACAAGUCAAUUAUAUGGCCUGGCCGGUGGUGGUUCUCUCUUUCUUUUACAGGACAACCAGGGAAUUGGUGAAAUUGCCCGUCUCGAGUGGUCUGAUGGUCUAUUUGAUGUUUCAUGGUGUCCAUAUAGCAACAGUGUGGCUGUCACUUCCUCCGGCGAUGGUUCGCUCCAAAUAUGGUCUGGCCUCGAUGCCUUGGACUUGGAGACGGCCGCGAAAAUUCCCCCCAAACCGGUAAUGUGUUUGCGUGAGCACAAAAAUGAGGUAUACAGCGUUGAUUGGAGUGAAAAAUGGAACUAUCAUCAGAUACUAUCGGCCAGUUGGGAUGGCUCCAUAAAAUUAUGGGAUUGUAAUCGUCAAAAAUCGGUGGCCACCUACAGUGGCCACACGGAUUUGAUAUACAGUGCAAAAUUUUCACCAUUCAUAGCAAAUAUAUUUGCUAGCGUAGGUACGGAUGGUAUAUUAAAUUUAUGGAAUUCUUUUGAUUUUUCAGGUAAGCCAUUGAUGUCGGUCCCGGAGGCUCAUGGCAGUGAGAUUUUGUCCAUGGAUUGGAGUAAAUUGGAUCGUAAUGUGCUGGUGACGGGUGGAGCAGAUGGUCUGGUCCGAGCAUGGGAUUUGAGAAAUAUGCGGGAACAUGUUUUUGAAUUAUUCUCGGGAGAAUUUGCCGUAAGGCGAUUGGCCUUUUCGCCGCACAAGGCAACGGUGUUGGCCUCGGCGAAUUAUGAUUUUACCACAAGAAUUUGGGACUUUGGUGUGUCGGCAGAUGCCGUUGAAAUCCAUGAACAUCACACCGAAUUCGUGUGUGGUCUCGACUGGAAUGUAAAUAAACCACAUCAACUUGCCGACUGUGGGUGGGACAGCGUAAUCAACAUUUUCACGCCAAAGACACUUAAAAUGUAAGACAACAGGCCAGUCAGUCAACCAGCUAAGAGGCGAUGGUAACCCCAGCAAAAACUGAAGAUAGGGAAUAAAAAAGAAAAAAGCCUGCACCAGAAAUGCCUUAAUGGAUAAAGCUUAAACGGGAACACAAGAUGUUUGUGGCCAGACAACAAUCCGGAAUGGAGAUAGAGAACUAAGAAAUGUGAUAAAGCAGCGAAGAUGGAACCCAACAGAAGAAAAAACACACCAUCCACAGCGUAUCGGAUACGAUUACGAUUUAGGUGGCAUAGUAUGUCACUGAAAUAAUGAUAAUGGAUAUAGCAAAGCUAAAUAUCGAACAAGCCGUUAAAUGUGAUAGUAACAUUUCAAAUUGAAAAAUUAUUCAAUAUUUUUCAGAUAAAAUUUCGAAAAAAAAUGA
Molecule: messenger RNA, 1423 nt
Organism: Musca domestica (house fly)
Lineage: Eukaryota; Metazoa; Arthropoda; Insecta; Diptera; Muscidae
Gene: Pex7
Product: peroxisomal targeting signal 2 receptor
Exons: 3
Coding region: 46-1026 (326 amino acids)
Biological process (GO): protein import into peroxisome matrix
Cellular component (GO): cytosol; peroxisomal matrix
Molecular function (GO): protein binding
Source: RefSeq, a predicted model, not a curated record